This is a messenger RNA of Arabidopsis arenosa, 769 nucleotides long. The record is from the annotation of a GenBank genome assembly. Lineage: Eukaryota; Viridiplantae; Streptophyta; Magnoliopsida; Brassicales; Brassicaceae.
AGCAAUCUCAAAACUUGUGUGAUCUACAAACUCUGGGUUCCUCCAUUGAAGAAAAAGCUUUGACAAAACCAGAGAAAGAGACAGAGAGAUAAUGGCGGCUAAACUAAUCUGUUCGUCUUUAACAGUGCAUUCAAUGGCGAACAAGAAGCCUUCACCUUCUGCUGCAACAAGAACAAUAACCUCAAAGAAGAGUACAGCGACUCCACAGGUGAAACUACUGACAAGAGUUGAGCAGCUUAAGCUUCUGACCAAAGCCGAGAAAGCAGGACUUUUGUCUUUAGCAGAGAAAUCAGGUUUCUCUCUAUCAACCAUCGAGCGUCUUGGAUUGCUGACCAAAGCAGAGGAAUUCGGCGUUUUGUCUGCCGCAACAAACCCGGAAACGCCUGGAACGUUAUUCACUUUGAGCCUCGGUUUACUCCUUCUUGGACCGGUUUGUGCAUAUGUAGUUCCUGAAGAUUACACUUGGGAAGUAGUGGUUCAGGUUCUUGUGGCUCUGCUCUCUGUUCUUGGUGGCUCUGCUGCUUUUGCUGCCUCUGGUUUUGUCUCCAAUUUGCAGAAAUCUGAUUAGCCCGCUCGUUUUUUUUGGUAUCAAAUUUAUUUACCCCGUGUAGCAAGAGACUUUUCUGCAUUUAAGAUGAAAACUUUAUAAUGUAUUUGAUUACAUUAUAUUGUAUAAACUCAUUAUCACUAUUUUCUAUCUAUGUAAAUGGUUUCAUAUACAGAAUUCCAAGAGAAACGUUUUGAAUUUCAAUAAGUUUAGUUCAUUAUU